UAACUGUUAAUUAUUAACUAUUCCUAUUUCACAGAUACAUAUUAUAAAGUAUUAAAACUAGAUUAUUGUGACAUCAUUAUGGAUACUCUCUUUGGGAAUCGACCAAUAAAGUUGUCUGCAUUGUCAGACUUCUCACAACUGUCCACAGAGACAAAGAAACAUCUCAAGAAUGUUUACACUUGCCUGAUGAUCACCAUGGCAAGUGCCGGAGUUGGAGCCUACAUGAAUUUGAAGAUGCAGUUCGGCCAGGGAGGACUCUUGACUGCACUAGUGUCCAUAGGCCUGAUGAUCUGGCUGGCAACGACUGCGCACAACAAAGAAAACCAAAUGAAGAGACUUGCAAUAUUGUCUGCAUUCGGCUUCACAACCGGUAUUGGACUAGGACCCCUGAUCAACUUGACAAUCCAAAUUAACCCACAGAUUGUGGUCACUGCAUUUAUGACAACUUCGGUUAUUUUUGCCUGCUUCACUCUCGCUGCCUUGUAUGCACAAAGAAGAUCUCUGCUUUAUCUGGGAGGUAUCUGUGGUAGUGGAUUGACAAUGCUUCUCUUUGCCUCUCUUCUGAACAUCUUUGUUGGAUCGACUCUCCUCUUCCAGGCAAACUUGUACAUCGGAAUUGCGAUUUUCUCCGGAUUUAUUCUUUACGACACCCAACUUAUCGUUGAGAAACACGUCAAUGGCGAUAAUGACUACAUCUGGCACUCUGUCGAUCUCUUCUUGGACUUCAUCAACCUCUUCCGUCGCAUCAUGAUUCUUCUGGCAAGCAACGAGAACAAGAAUAAGAGGAAAGAUUAGAGCGAGAUGAUUAGGGACAUACUAAAAACCAAGCAAAACUUUUCUAUGUAUUUCUCAGACAACAAUUUUAUUGGGUUUCUUUUUUGAAUAGACUUUGAUUUUGAUGAUAUUUAGGAAAUAAUUUUCUUUUAUGAAGAUGCUUAAACAUUUAUUAAAUGUAUUUAGGACUUAUUUUUUGAAUAGAAUUUAAUUUUGAUGAUAUUUAUGGAAAAAAUUUUCAUGUAUGAAGAUGCUUAAGCAUUUUCAAAUUUUUAUAGGAUUUCUUUUUUGGAUAAAAUAAAAAAGUGAUGGUAUUUAGGGAAAACUGUUCUUAAGGGGGAAUUUGAAUAAAAUUGAAUAUUGAAGAUUUUCAGAAAUUUUUUUUUAUGUAUGAAGAUGCUCUAAGCAUUUUUCAAAUGUUUAUAGUUUUUUUAUUUUUCAAUUUGUCAUUUUUAUGAUGAAAUUAUCAAGGGAAUCAUCCCAAAUGAGCGAAACUUAUAAACCUGUUUUGAGAAAAUGGAAAACACAAAUUUUUGAUUUUCAAAUUGCUGUAACUCCUUAAUUAAAAUACUUUUAGCUCAGAGACCAUUUUUUUGUAACAUUUUGACAGUCGCCACUGCGUCUUGACACCCUUGAUUGUCCAUAAAGUUGUCCAUAAAGUCUUAGAUUUUUUGUUAUCAUAUAUGGUUUUGGCCCUCACAGAUGUAUUAAAUGAAGUAAAAAUACUUGAACAAUUACUGAUUAAAAACAACAAACCUGGUUAAAAUAUGUUGAGAACUGAUUUUGUAACAAAAUCAAAAUUAUAAAAGGACUUUAUGGACACCCUGUAUAUCAUAUAUUUAAUGGUGUAACGAUGGUAUUUUCUGAUUUUAUUUGAAACCUCAGAAAUUUUAUGCUUGUUUGAUUACCGGCUUAAAUUUAUGUUAGACCCCUAUGGUCUGUGAUGACUGUACAGGGCGUCCGCAAAAAUAUGGAAAAAGUCUGAAACGUAUACCAAUUGUCCAUAAUCUUAUCAAUUGCUGUUAGCCUGCCAGUAUUCAACAUUAGUAUGUAUUGAUUCAGACUUUCUGUGAGUUUUAUUUCAUCAAAAGAAACAUUAUCUCGUUGGUUAGACACAUAAAUUGAUACGACGUAGGAUGGGAGUCUGUCGAAAAUAAGAUUCACAAAGAGGGUCCUCGGCUCAAAAAAUUUGGGAAUCUCUGUGUCAGAUGUUAAUAAUAUUACACUUGAACUAUUUUUUACUAUUGCUUGGUUUUUAGUUUGUCCAUUUAGUGUGCUCCACAUCUUGUACAUAUAUCAUAAUAAGACUUUUAUUAGAAGAGCUUAAAUAAAAUAAACUUUUUUUCUGACAGUUAUAAUUGUUUAAAAGAAUUAAUUUUUAGUAGGGAUGGCUGGCUUUAAACUCAAACUUUUUUUGUGUCGAUUUUUAUCAAAAUUGUUGGAAUAGAAAUACAUUCUGGUACCUUAUUUGGUGAACGUGUUCUUAGCGUGUUUUUGGAUAGGUUCUAACAGACUAAUAUCGUUUUGAAGGCUUUGUAAUCCAUAAAAUGGCUGUUGCUAUCCGCACAUAUAGGGAAAUAAAUUUAACACAUUUUAUUAGUGCAACUUCCGGCAGACCCUGCUUCGAGAUUUGAUGUAGACAAAAGAAAUGUAAAUAUCCAAAAUAAGCGGAAUCAAAUUUAACAAAUAAUUUCAUUUUGAAUUAGCUUCACGCCCCCUCAAAAAUUUGUCCACGCCCCCUUUUGGCGCCCAACCACUGAUGUAAAACUUGUUAUGUCAUUUUAUCACCCAUAACAUGAAAUUUAUAGAACUAUCUUUGCUUUUUGGAUACAUCUGAUUGUAUUUAGAUAUUUGUAUUAAGAUUUGAGAUUAUUCUAAUAAUUGGAUUUUUAUUUUAUGUUGAUUAAUAUAGCCAGGGAUGCCGAAAUUGAAUUUAAUAGCCAGACGCACUCAGUACAUUUUCUGGUGCUCCCGAAGUAUUCGUACCAAGAUGGCGCACAACCUGAACAUAGUAUGUGUACCAGGUUAGGGUUGUUCACGUUGUGCGUCAUCUUGGUAUGAAUACUUCCGGAGCGCCCGUUUUCUUCAAUUUUGGAAUUUUUUUUCCAAAGAUUUGACAUCCAGCAUUCGACCAGAAUACAUUCUAAAAAAUUGCUGAUGGUAAAGAAAAAUUUUGAUAUUUUUUGUGCUCUUCCGAAUUCAUCUCCAUGAAGAUAUAUUAUUUCAUUGCAAGCCCAUGCAUUUGGAAAAAAAACCUGGCUAACUAGUUCUAUGCCCAACAUGAAACGGUAGCCAGACAAGAUACCGUGGUUCGCCAUAUUGACCAUAUGGCCGCCUUAUCAGCUUUCCUUUCCUCUGGGAUAAAUAUGAACAUCAGCCAAUUUGAGAUAUAUUUGAUAAAAUCGAAUUGUGUUUUUGGAAUGUAUUCGGAAUAAUGGAGUUUUAUCUUGACCGUCCCUGGAUUAUAAAGCUAUGAUAGUUAAUCCCAUAUUGUGCAAAUAAUGCCUUUAAAAACCACAAAUUACCAAGUCAAAAUUCUGGGAUUUGUUGAUUUUAUGUUUUUUGAAAGCUGUCUUAUUAUUUCUCCCUCAAUUAUCAAAAUUCAGAGAUUCUAGGAUUUUAUGAUAUUUAAUAGCCAUGUUAUCAACUUUCCUCUCUCAUGAAAAACCACCAAUAAGCUAACUUUGAACAUUUAGCCCAAAAUAGUUUAUUUAACAAAAAAAUUUUUGAAUCGUUUGGGAAAAAUAAUUUUGCUUAGUUUUGAAUCGCCAUUAAUUAGAAAUUGAUUUUAUAUUAAUUCUUGGUGAGCUUGGGGUGUCUUUGCUUAGCGAUAAAAUAUAAAUAGUGAUAUAA
Styela clava is the source of this 3627-nucleotide messenger RNA. Its product is annotated as putative Bax inhibitor 1. NCBI's taxonomy places the organism in Eukaryota, Metazoa, Chordata, Ascidiacea, Stolidobranchia, Styelidae. The record is from RefSeq and is a predicted model, not a curated record. Gene Ontology annotation, cellular component: mitochondrial membrane. Gene Ontology annotation, biological process: negative regulation of apoptotic signaling pathway; cellular response to unfolded protein; negative regulation of RNA splicing. Gene Ontology annotation, molecular function: enzyme binding.